GACACGGCCAACCAGACCCACUUUGGCGGAACAGGUCAAAAAAACUUUGGGUGCUGUUAGCUAUCGAUACCAAAAAUUGAUGUUCUCACAGCACUCUGCAACCAAAUCCGGCGGACAACUCACAAUCUUGCGCUCGAGCAACAGAGUUUGAUAUUACAUCAAGUUUGCCAAUCGAUUCAUUACAAAGCUCGAAAAUGCCUGCUAGAACAAAGAAGCAGACGGAGUCUGUGGCCGAUGACGCCAGUAUGCAGGAUGCUCCCACGUCGGCUCAGAACGAGAUGGAGCAAGAUGCCGAUAUGGUUGAAAACGACGAGAACACUGAAGAGGAAGAGGAGGAAGAGGUUGUUGAACCCCAAAGAGUUAGAGUUUUGCCCGGAUCAACGGACACUGCCGCUUCAUUUGAAUUUAUCGACGAAGGACACACUCUUGGCAACGCACUUCGCUAUAUUAUUAUGAAGAACCCCGACGUGGAGUUUUGCGCAUACACCAUCCCCCAUCCUUCAGAGUCGAAAAUGAAUGUCAGAAUACAAACAUACGAGGGUCUAGCUGUUGAUGCUUUAAAGAAGGGCCUCAGCGACCUGCAGCAAGUUUGUGACGUUGUUGCUGAAGAGUUUUGGACCAAGAGACAGGCAUUCAACGAAAAGGAAGGCAUUGAGCGAUGAACUUGCAUACAGAGCUCAUAAAAUUACGCAAAAGAAGGAUUCCUGUUGGAUUUAUUUUAGACUUAUGAGUGGUGUUGGCCGACUUUGCGUCAUCAUGCAUGGCAUCGGGGUACAAUUGCUUUAUUUCACGGCGUUUGAUAGGAAGAAUUUGAUGAAAAAAUAUUGUUUUAACCGAACAAUCUAGAGCGAAUAUAUACAUAAGAGAGCCCACGUAGAGUGUCUUUAGUUGCGUCCCUAUUUGAGGAUACGUUAGCAAGGUGUCAAUAUCACGCAGGGUGCCAUAUUGGCAUGCUUACCUCCAAGAAGCCCUCCAUGAAGCUGGAUGGCAGUCUCUUGUCACCGCGGAAGUUCUCGCCCUUGAAAUAGGACAUAAUAUGUGUCGUCUGCUUCCAGAAGUUCAUGGUUUCCUGUAGCUGGUUAGUCCCUCUCUUCGGUACCAAAAAACAGCCGCUGCGUAUGGCUUCGCCGUAGGGCCACAUACCUGGUACUCAGCAUGUGAUUUGAAGAGGAGAACGUCGACAACAGAGAGCUGGUUGACCUGGCGGUUGCGCUCGAAUUCCUGGCGUAUUCUUGUGCGGAUGGCUGCGGCAGGCAGAGGGACGUUAUACAUGGUCUGGAUCUCGGGGGCCUGCAAAAGCGCCUGUUAGCUAAGGUUCGGGGUCGUAAAACGCAUCGAAUCGAGUGUCGAAUUGGCACGAAAGUGAUUUCAAUCGGGUAUCGAGUCUCGUAGAGGCAGAUUGUCGGGAAAAAUACGUACACCACGGAUCCAUUCGCGGUAGGAGGAUAGAACUCGGCGCUUGGCGUCUGUCCAGUUUGCGGCUAUUUAGAGCUCGUUAGCAGGGAAAUUUUCUCGAGGAUGGUAGUCGGUGCUAACACUGGGCCGUCUUCUUAGCGAAUUGGGUCGGUGUGAUGGCCAUUGUGGGCAAUCGAUGCUGCU
This is a messenger RNA of [Torrubiella] hemipterigena, 1599 nucleotides long. NCBI's taxonomy places the organism in Eukaryota, Fungi, Ascomycota, Sordariomycetes, Hypocreales, Clavicipitaceae. The record is from the annotation of a GenBank genome assembly.